AUGUCUACCAAGCCGAUCUACGUAGCGACGCACCCCCGCGCCUGCUCUACCGCUUUUGAACGAGUAUUUAUGACCCAGCGUGCCACGAUUCAAUGUGUGCAUGAACCCUUCGGUGACGCCUGGUACUACGGUCCAGAGCGAUUGGCUUCUCGCUUCAUGGAUGACCCUCAGGGUCGCAUAGAUAGUGGGUUUAGCAAGUCAACUUACCGUACUGUGCUGGACAGACUAGAGCAUGAAGGCUCCGAGGGCAAGCGAGUCUUCAUCAAAGAUAUCGACUCAUACCUUCUCCCGCAGGAAGGGAAGCCAGCAAGCAUUGCCCCGUCGCUGCGACGUCUGAAGCGCGGCGUCGGCACCGAGUCCACCAGCCAUUCCCCGGCCAAUGGCGUGAAUGGUGUCAACGGCACCCACGCCAACGGCCACUCCACCUCGCCAAACGGAGCCGCUCCAAAUGGCACCAACGGCGAGGUGAACGGCACCCCGAGCGAUGAGACCGCAAUCCGCGAGAAUCGCGACCGGGUGCCCACCAACCCACCCCUCCCAUUCUGCACGCCCGCAGAACCAGGUAACCCGACGGUGAUGCCGCGGGAGAUCCAGGCCCAGUUCCACUGGGCCUUCCUUAUCCGGGACCCGCAUUAUAGUAUCCCGUCGUACUACCGGUGCACGAUCCCUCCACUGGACACGGUGACAGGGUUCUAUAACUUUGACCCGCUGGAGGCCGGGUACAAUGAGCUGCGUAGGCACUUCGAUUACCUCCGCCAGGAGGGGUUAGUCGGUCCCCGUGUCUGUACGCGGCCGGAUCUCUCGCCUGCGCCGGGGUCCAAGGAGGAUCAGGCGACGAUCAACGAGGUGUGCGUGGUCGAUGCUGACGACAUGCUUGAUUCGCCGGCGGCGACGAUCGAGCAGUUCUGUCGUAGUGUUGGGCUGCCGUAUUCCCCUGCCAUGCUGGAGUGGGAUACCGAGGAGGACUAUGCGUUCGCAUGUGAGAACUUUGAGAAGUGGCGUGGCUUCCACAACGAUGCUAUCGAGUCCAAGGGGCUGGUGGCAAGAACUCAUCAACGUGAACCCAAGUCCGAGGAGCAGUUCGACAUCGAAUGGCGUGAGAAGUAUGGGCCCAAGGGCGCUGCUUUGAUCCGCCAAACUGUCGACGCCUGCAUGGCCGACUACUUGCACCUCAAGCAGUUUGCCAUUCGAGUUUAG
Molecule: messenger RNA, 1197 nt
Organism: Penicillium chermesinum
Lineage: Eukaryota; Fungi; Ascomycota; Eurotiomycetes; Eurotiales; Aspergillaceae
Exons: 4
Coding region: 1-1197 (398 amino acids)
Source: RefSeq, a predicted model, not a curated record